AUGCCUCGUUCCACAAACAAAGAAAUGAUACUUGGCAUCAUGGUGGGAACUACUGGAAUCAGCUUGCUGCUUCUGUGGUACCACAAGGUUCGUAAACCAAGGACAGCAAUGGAUUUACCUAAAUUUCUUUCUCUGGGUAAUUCACUUGAUUUGAUGCCUUCGCAAGAUGAAAUGCCUAAUGGCCAAGGAACAACAGCGAUCUUUCAAGGAAGGCAACUUCAGAUAUUGGAGAAGUUAAAUGAAUUACUGACAAAUAUGGAAGAACUCAAAGAGGAAAUCAGAGUUCUUAAAGGAACCAUUCCAAAGCUGGAGGAAUAUAUCCAAGGCGAACUUGGAGGGAAGACAACUGUUCACAAGAUAAGUCCUCAGCACAGAGCUAGAAAAAGAAGGCUUGUCACAGUUCAAAGUUCAGCAACAAGUAAUAGUUCAGAGGAAGCGGAAAGUGAAGGAGGGUAUAUUACAGCUAAUACUGAUACCGAAGAACAAAGUUUUCCACUCCCUAAGGCAUUUAACACUCAUGUAGAGGAAUUAAAUUUAGAUGCCCUUAUUCAGAUGGCUGACAAUUUACGUAUGAAUGAGUCCAGAAAAAUGGAGAGUUUUGAACUACUUUGUGACCACAAAGAAAAGUUUAGAGAUGAAAUAGAGUUUAUUUGGCGGUUUGCUCGUGCUUAUGGAGACAUGUAUGAGCUAUCUACAAAUGCACAAGAAAAGAAGCAUUAUGCUAAUAUUGGUAGUAAGUGCCUGGCAAAGGUGAUGGCAAAGAACCCUGGAGCUGAGACAUUGGAGACUGGAGUUGACGGGCAUCAGCACCCAGUACAAGGGAGGAAGAGUGCUGUUAUUGCUCAUAACAGUAUAUUUGAACUCGUGUGCCGAGGGAAGACUGGAUCACUGAAGAGUACAGAAUUCUUUCCUAAACCUCCAACUGGGGUAUACAAUUAUGCAGUACAUCUGUGCACGUAUGCGGUUUUGUGUGGCUAUGUAUCCGAGUUUGAGGGCUUACAAAACAAAAUUAGCUAUGGAUAUCGCUUCAAGGAGCAUCUAGAUAAAGCAAUCGAAUUUUUACCUGAAGAACCCUUUUUGUAUUACCUCAAGGGAAGAUACUGUUACACUGUCUCCAAACUGAGCUGGAUUGAGAAAAAAAUGGCUGCUACUCUGUUUGGAAAAAUACCAUCCGCAACUGUACAAGAAGCUUUGCAAAAUUUCCUUAAGGUCGAAGAACUACAGCCUGGGUUUUCUAAGUCCAAUUACAUGUUCUUGGCCAAGUGUUACAUUGACCUUGAACAAACAGAUACUGCUGUGAAGUUCUGUAAUAUGGCAGUGCUGCUUCCUUGUGUUACCAAAGAGGAUAAAGAUGCACAGAAAGAGGUGAGAAAAAUAAACACUUCCUUGAAGAGAUUGAGAAAGUGCUGCCAUCCUUCUCUGACCAUCGAGGGGACUGGAACAAAGGUUAGAUUUGCUGGAGGUCACAUACCUAGUUCAUGA
This is a messenger RNA of Lipotes vexillifer (Yangtze River dolphin), 1482 nucleotides long. RefSeq names its product regulator of microtubule dynamics 2 (gene RMDN2). The transcript has 11 exons. NCBI's taxonomy places the organism in Eukaryota, Metazoa, Chordata, Mammalia, Artiodactyla, Lipotidae. The record is from RefSeq and is a predicted model, not a curated record. Gene Ontology annotation, molecular function: microtubule binding. Gene Ontology annotation, cellular component: cytoplasm; spindle microtubule; mitotic spindle pole. Bases 1 to 1482 code for a protein of 493 amino acids.